Molecule: messenger RNA, 1032 nt
Organism: Coniophora puteana RWD-64-598 SS2
Lineage: Eukaryota; Fungi; Basidiomycota; Agaricomycetes; Boletales; Coniophoraceae
Exons: 6
Coding region: 1-1032 (343 amino acids)
Source: RefSeq, a predicted model, not a curated record
AUGCACGACUUUCAUAUCCGCGACGACAAACGCCGAACCAAAGGCAGGCUUGCGCAGAUCGAAUGGGCCAGGGAUGCCCUUAGGAUCAUGUACGACUAUACAAACACGCGCCGCGAUAAAGCCAGCGACAAGGGAAUCACGUUUGCGGAUGAUAAUUUUGACGAGGAAUAUGACGUGCUUGACCAGACCCAGAAAUCAUUUGAGGAAACGUUAAAAGCUGAGACAACGAUGCAGUCGUUGACGAGUCUCAUUUGGAACAAAGAUGUCGACGUGGAACAGCACGUUGAGAAGGUAGAGGAAUUUUGGGAUCGCACUCAGGUAUCAUGGGCUACUCUCGACCGCCGUCUCAGACAACCAGCCCUUCCUGCCGCAUUGCAGUCAGCUGCAUCUCUUCCUGCUAACGUUGGCGCUGUGGAAGCAGAUCCAGGUAGCGGCACCCCACCACUUCCGGUAAUAUCACCUCAACCUGCCGAACAGAGGUCGCAGAGCGCACCUUUGCCUUCUCAGCCUACUCCACCGGACGCUGCUAGUGUGUCACCCACAGAGGAUCCCGCCGAUAGGCUUCAGAGCCCGGCUCCCAAGUCUGGUCCCUCAACUAACGGGACGUACUCUUUUUAUAACUCGCAUAACAGAGGAAACACGUUCCAGAUCGGAGGUAGUAAUAACAAUGGUAGUGUUACGCAAGUUCAGCAUCACGGCGGAAUGACUACUACCAACGAGAACGUCAUCUCAGGGAGCGAGAGUCACCUGUCUUCCAUCGAGCGACUUACUCAAGCGAGCAAGCGAGAUGAGAUCGCAAAGGCCGAGGCUGAGGCUGACGCAGCACGACGCAAUGCCCAUCAAGGUCGUCGCGGACCAGCGCCUCACCGAUCGGGAUACUACCCCCACGUAGUAAGCACGGGAAACAACAUCAAUCUACAUGGCAACUCCUCCAUGGAAGACCCUUCCAUCCAGUCCGGCAAUGGAAACACGGGCGGAACCAAGAUCGUUCACAACUAUAACGCUCCUAGGACGAUUAGGGCUGCUGCCUGA